This is a messenger RNA of Pseudomassariella vexata, 597 nucleotides long. RefSeq lists its product as uncharacterized. The coding region runs from base 184 to 588 and encodes 134 amino acids. The transcript has 2 exons. NCBI's taxonomy places the organism in Eukaryota, Fungi, Ascomycota, Sordariomycetes, Amphisphaeriales, Pseudomassariaceae. The record is from RefSeq and is a predicted model, not a curated record.
CGAGUUGUAUGACGGCAACUAGUAAGUAGGUUUGCACGCAGGUUUCGGGCUUGCGACAUCAUACUGUUCGCCUGCCUGCCAUGGAAGAAGAAAUUACUUAAGGUUGCCGGUAUAUCUUCCCUGGUUCUUCUUCACUGGAGUCAAACCCCCAACUUCCUCAUACUACUUUUACAAAUCAACAUCAUGGACUCGGCCGGCGCCAAGUCCCCAAUGUCUCGCGACAUAGAGGAGCUCAUCCAGGGCAGAAGGGAGCAUUCCAAUGCAGUUCGAGGUCAUAAGGCUAAUCUUGCCAACCCUAACGCCAGCGACAAGUCAAAGGAGAAUAGCCAGACGAUCAUCAAGGGCCUGGGAGGCGAGACUGCUCACUACGGAGAGGAAACCCCACAAGGCAAAGAUGCUGCGGAGAACAUUGAUGGUAGCCGGGCUAUGAAAGAGAGGCUCGAUCAAUUGAGAUCCCAUUCCCGCUAUCCCUAUCCCCCACCCCCAGCACUGUAUAGUAGAAUACCCCUUAUGAAUCCACAAUGUCUCCUGAGAAAGCCCCCAAACCUGCAAACUGCCCAGAACUCACAACAUAGUUCCCAAAAUUGAAUCAUCGUU